Molecule: messenger RNA, 816 nt
Organism: Patella vulgata (common limpet)
Lineage: Eukaryota; Metazoa; Mollusca; Gastropoda; Patellidae
Exons: 6
Coding region: 34-816 (260 amino acids)
Source: RefSeq, a predicted model, not a curated record
AUAUCAUAAUAUAACAACGGGAUAACAAGAAGCAUGAACAAAUUAAGUUUUAUUAUAUGUGGUGUUGCCAUUCUGGUUUUUGUUUCAUUGUUAGAAAUUAUUUAUAUGAGAAGAAGUAGUCCCGUGACAGAAGGGGAUUGGUCCAGACACCUAACGACAGAAGAAUUAGAAGACAAGUACAUUAAGUAUUUAAAGACGGAACAGAUACACUGUAAAGCAAUUGCACGAUAUGGUAAUGUCAAUGACGGAGGAUGGUAUCUCUGUGAAGAUCCUUUAUAUGUACCACCAGUUGACAGUAUUGUUUAUUCUAUAGGAAUUAAUAACGAUUUCAGCUUUGAUGAUGCUAUCUCUGAAAGUAAACACGUACACGUGCAUUCAUUUGAUCCAACAAACGGUAUGCAGGAUCAUGUUAGAAGUAAAUUGGUCACAUUUCACUCUUUGGGCAUAGCUGACUAUACUGGUAAGUCCUCUCAAGGAUGGAAGAUGGCGACAUUAGCAGAUAUAAAAACACAGCUAGGGCAUAAUCAGAAGAUUAUUAGUGUCAUCAAAAUGGAUGUUGAGAGCUGGGAAUGGGUUGUUGUGCCGGAAAUGAUUGCAUCGGGAGCUUUAAAGGGUGUGAAACAACUAAUGAUGGAAUGGCACAUUGGACCAAACGACAGCAAGAAAAGAAGAACAUUAAUCAAUGCUUUAGACAUAUUAAAACAGUUGAAUCAGAUAGGAUUUAGAAUAUAUAAAAUGGACACAAACCGUGUUUGUAAACCGGGGAGAGGUUUCCACCAUUGCCAUGAAGUAUAUUUUCUAAACACCUACACGUGA